AAAUAUGUUUUCUCUAAAAUGCAGGUUCUUACCAAUGGCAUAGAAGUAAAACUACAAAGGAACGCGCUAAGUGUAAUUGAAGCUCCUACUGGGAACGAGGAGGACGAUGACAUUGAAUUUGAAAAUGUGCAGUGGAAUUGCUCAGAUAUGGCAUCCGAUGAAACUCAAAAGUCUCAUAGAUCAAGGCAUCGAAUGCACAGGCCAACUGGGUCCUCUCACAAGACUCUUAGCCGAUCUCUCUCCUGUGACUCUCAUUCUGUUUCUACUCCAAAGGGGCCCACAAAAAUUGACCUUGGCAAACUUGAGAUUGCUGCAUUAUGGAGAUAUUUGCGGCACUUUAACAUUGCGGAUGCCAUUCCUAACCCGUCCAAGGAGCAACUCAUAGAUGUUGUUCAGAGGCAUUUCCUAUCUCAGCAAUUGGAUGAGUUGCAAGUCAUUUCCGGGUUUGUACAGUCUGCUAAGAGACUGAAAACUGUUUGCAAGUGACAUUCAGAAAAUUAUAUGAGAAGUCGCUGCAUAUCUGUUCCUGACUCUAACAAACUGUGAUUUCACUUUCUUCUCCAGUCGUAUAUGUAAUAUAUGAACUCCGGUGCUUAUCCUUUUAGUUUCAUGGGCCAGUGUCCAAGUCUAUAGAGGUUCUCGUAUCUUGGUACAGUAUAUAGUUAUAUGUGAACCAGUUUAACUCUAAGAAGGCCUUCUUGGCUUUGGUUGAAUGUAUGCUAACUAGUGGAGUGUCCUUUAAAAUGUAUAGUUGUAUGCCCAAUCAAUCGACCAUCAGAAGCUUGCUUUACAUGCGUAUUUUAUCAGAAGUCGAGAAGCUGACUAUGUUAGUACUUAUUAGCUGUACUGUACAGUUAUUAUCUCUUGUUCGAAAUAUAUAUGCGUCCUUAUAAUGUGCGUGAGCCUUUUCAA
Messenger RNA from Olea europaea var. sylvestris, 912 nucleotides. RefSeq lists its product as uncharacterized. Gene Ontology annotation, biological process: regulation of DNA-templated transcription. Gene Ontology annotation, molecular function: protein binding; transcription coregulator activity. The coding region runs from base 19 to 486 and encodes 155 amino acids. Gene Ontology annotation, cellular component: histone deacetylase complex. The transcript has 5 exons. The record is from RefSeq and is a predicted model, not a curated record. NCBI's taxonomy places the organism in Eukaryota, Viridiplantae, Streptophyta, Magnoliopsida, Lamiales, Oleaceae.